This is a messenger RNA of Brienomyrus brachyistius, 2183 nucleotides long. It is a transcript of the gene grtp1a, whose product is annotated as growth hormone regulated TBC protein 1a. NCBI's taxonomy places the organism in Eukaryota, Metazoa, Chordata, Actinopteri, Osteoglossiformes, Mormyridae. Bases 799 to 1857 code for a protein of 352 amino acids. The transcript has 8 exons. The record is from RefSeq and is a predicted model, not a curated record.
GCAGAAGAAUGUAUCCUGCGGCUGAGUAAUACUAAAAGCCAAGGUCAAGAAGUUGGUUGGCACCCUGUUCUGUUGCGGGACUUUUGCUGCAUAAUAUCGAUAGUUUCAGGUGAUGAACUUUCUGCGCUUAAUACGCGUCCUGAAGGCGGAGCGAGUCAUCGAAGCCCCGCCUGCAGUCUAAUGGCAGAAGAAGGGUGUCUUUCAAAGACUUUCAGCGAUCUGUGGGUCUGUAAACGGAGAAGAUCUAAAAAAGAGAAGCGCGAGAAGCUCUUUGCUGUACCGGGUCCGAUGAAACACGGCGGUAGGUCGGGGCGCAUGUCCCCUGCCCUACACCCCGCUUGGAGGAGGGAGGCAUUUUAACCCGGACUCUCUUUGAUAACGACAGGUGGAAAAUAAGCCCGAGCUGUCCGCUGGUUGUACAGAUUGGCAAAGAAACGAGGGACCAUCGCUUAUAAAAGGAAGCGCUCACUGGGUUUUGUUCGGUGUGCCUGGGGCUUGGGGGCAUCUUUGCCGUGAUCGCCAAGCCGGAGACCGAGCGACUUGUGCGCGAUGAACUUUGGAGUGUCGCCCAUGAGCCCGGGAUCCGGGAUUCGCUCUGGGAUCUGCUGCUGUUGCACUUUAUGUCGAUAGUGACACUCGGGACACAGUGUGACUCGUCUCAGCGCUUAAAAUGAACCUGACUGCAGCCGAGCCCAAAUUACUAAACGGAUAAUAAAGGACGCAAAAAAUCUUUACUGCCUGUUAUUUCAGUGGGGACUAAUUUUAUUUCGAAUUGCGGUCGAUCGCCUGCUCUGCACAAUGAAUAGCAACGGGACCCGCACCCCCCAAAACAACGUCCCCGCUGGCCGGGCAGCGGACCGGCUCCCGAGAGUGGACCCAUAUGGCUUUGAGAGGUCCGUAGACUUUGAUUAUGAUUCGUAUGAGGAGCUGAUGUCUGAGUACCUGGUUGUCCUCACUAGAAGGUCCAUUAAGUGGUCCAAACUUCUCCAGCGGGGCAACAAGCUACAGAAGAAUGUGAAAGUGAAGCGGUACGUGCGGAAGGGAAUUCCCAAUGAGCAUCGCACCCUCACCUGGAUGGCAGCCAGCGGGGCCCAGGAGCAGCUGGAGAGGAACCCGGGCUACUACCAUUCUCUGCUGACUGGGGAGCAUGACGCUCGGCUGGUGGAAGUCAUCCGCACAGACCUGCACAGGACCUUCCCUGACAACGUCCAGUUCCGGAAGACCUCUGAUCCUUGCCUCCAGAAAGCUCUCUUCAACGUGCUUCUGGCUUAUGGACACCAUGACAAAGCUGUGGGCUAUUGCCAGGGUAUGAACUUCAUUGCUGGGUAUCUUAUCAUUAUAACCAAAGAUGAGGAGAAGUCAUUUUGGCUCCUGGAUGCCUUGUUGGGCAGGAUCCUACCUGACUACUACACUCCAGCCAUGCUGGGCCUGAAGACGGACCAGGAGGUUCUGGGGGAGCUGGUUCGGGUCAAGGUUCCGGCUGUUUGGCAGGCCAUGACUGAGCACAACGUGAUGUGGACUCUGGUGGUGUCACGUUGGUUCAUUUGCCUCUUCAUUGAUGUCCUGCCAGUGGAGACGGUGCUGCGGAUAUGGGACUGCCUCUUCUAUGAGGGCUCCAAGAUCAUCUUCCGGGUGGCACUCACCCUCAUCAAGCACAACGAGGCGCUCAUCCUGCAGGCACGGAGCUUCCCCGAUAUCUGCGACCACUUCAAACAAAUCACCAAGGGGGCCUUUGUGGAGGACUGCCAUGGCUUUAUGCAGAAAAUCUUUGCUGAGCCAGGAAGUCUCUCGAUGGGCACCAUCCAGAAGCUGAGGGAGUCGUGUCGGGCUCGCAUCAUCGCAGAAGAAUCUCGCUGAUCGCCUGUCAGGAGCAGACCUGCCCACCAACCUCUGAGACACAUUCCAAAUGCUGAUUUGCACUAAAUAUGAAUAUUUUACUGGUACAUCCCCCCCUCCCCCCGACCGAAAUGCAUUCUGGGAAGGAGGAAUAGCUGAACUACCUUGGUUCACUGAAGAAUUUAGUCUUAAAUGUCAUACAUGAUUUAGAUUUAAUAGCUUCCUUAAAUACUGGACAUUUUUUUUCUGGAUGGAAUCGCUGGUAUAAAUUGCUUGUAUAAAGUGUAAAAUGUAGCAGUCUCUGCACACCUCUUUUGUACAUCUUCCUUAGUAAAGUCUCUUUCCGA